AUGGUGCAAGGGUUCAAAUUGUACCAUUACGACCCAUCGGCUGGUGCUGCGCUCGCCUUUGCAGCAGUGUUUGGUCUCACGACCAUCAUACAUAUUUGGCAACUAGGUCGGAACCGAGCCUGGUAUUUCACACCCUUUGUCAUUGGUGGGUUCUUGGAGGCCCUCGGCUAUCUAGCAAGGUAUGCCAGCGCAAGGGAAACCCCGAACUGGACCACCGGAGUAUACGUCACUCAAAGCUUGAUGCUCCUUCUUGCACCUGCCUUCUUCGCGGCUUCUAUCUACAUGAUCCUUGGUCGCAUCAUCCGUCUCUUGAACGGGACCUCGUGUUCGCUGAUCAGACCGUCAUGGUUGACCAAGAUAUUCGUGACGGGUGAUGUGUUGUCAUUCCUCAUCCAAAGUGGAGGUGGCGGCAUGCUCGCUACCGCAAAGGAAAAGUCGAAGAUCGAUCUCGGAAACAACAUGAUUGUCGCUGGGCUUUUUGUGCAACUUCUGUUUUUCGGCUUCUUCAUCCUUGCUUCGUUGGUUUUCCAUCGCCGUAUGUUAACUACACCCGCGUUCGCUGUGGAUAACACUGGCAUCCCGUGGACCCGCUACAUGAAGGUCCUCUAUACUGCUAGUGCUCUGGUUAUGAUUCGAUCCAUUUACCGGGUCGCAGAAUAUAUCCAGGGUAGCGAUGGGGUUUUGCAAAGCAAGGAAGUAUUCGUCUACGUUUUUGAUGCGACUUUGAUGCUCGGCUGUUGUCUACUUUUCAACUUCUUCCAUCCGAGCAAGAUGCUUUCGAGAUAUCGCAACGUCCAGGACGAGCCGGGGCUGGAGAUGUUGAACAGUGGGGGAUACGCAGGAUAUGAAGGACAAUUCAGAUAG
Molecule: messenger RNA, 864 nt
Organism: Penicillium paradoxum
Lineage: Eukaryota; Fungi; Ascomycota; Eurotiomycetes; Eurotiales; Aspergillaceae
Product: RTA1 domain-containing protein
Exons: 3
Coding region: 1-864 (287 amino acids)
Cellular component (GO): membrane
Source: RefSeq, a predicted model, not a curated record